Ichthyophthirius multifiliis is the source of this 556-nucleotide messenger RNA. RefSeq names its product phage head-tail family protein, putative. The transcript is spliced from 4 exons. Gene Ontology annotation, molecular function: GTP binding; GTPase activity. The record is from RefSeq and is a predicted model, not a curated record. NCBI's taxonomy places the organism in Eukaryota, Ciliophora, Oligohymenophorea, Hymenostomatida.
AUGGGUGAAAUCUUUAAAAAUAUAAGAAAUUAAAUACGUAAAAAUGGUGACUAGGAUGUUAAUUUUGAAGAUUUUAAGUAAUAUUUCGAAAAAUAUAAAUAUAUUCAUUCUAAAUGUGGAGAAAAUUGCCCUCAUUUAAAACGUUUUUACGCUAGAUUAGGGUUAAUUUAAGCAAAAUAUAAAAGAAAAAUACUUAAAAUGAAAGAUGCUACCAUAUCCGUUUACGAUAAAAAUGACAAACUGCCUAUUAUUAAUAACUCAUAAUAAUUAAGAAAAAAUUUAAGUACAAAUUAUAGUUUAGUCAAAUCAGAACCAAUUGGCGCUUUUAAUGAAAGAGAUGCAGGUGUUGGAAAAACUGCAUUAUUAUAAAAAUACAUAAAUAACUAAUUUCCAGAAUAUUACAAUUAAACAUUAGGUUGCGAAUUUCAUAAUAAAUAAAUAUAAUUAAAUGAAAAUACUGUUGCUUCCUUAAAUUUAUGGGAUUGUGGAAGUAAAUUAAUUUAAAAUUACCAUACAAUUAACAUAUAUUAUAAGGUGAUAGUUUGAAAUCAAAAAU